AUGGGUCCUAUAAGUACUGUAAUGAGACCAUGUAAAGAUGAUAAUGGAAGUGAACUUAUUGGUUAUUUUGUUGAAAAAUGUGAUACUUCAAGAUAUGUUUGGCAAUGUAUUGAAUAUAAUGAUCCACACAUAUUUACACAUACAGAUGUUGGUUUCACUGAAGUUGUUGUACAUCAUUUUUAUGUAUAUGCAGAGAAUUGUGUUGAAAUACUACCAACAUUAACAACAUUUGAUCCAAUUAUUGAAAAAAGUUCAUAUACACAUCCAGAUAUACCAGAGGGAUCAUUAUUAACAAAAUUCUUUCAUCAAAUUCAAUUGAAUAUUAAUGACAAUCGCCAUUAUUAA
Messenger RNA from Rotaria sordida, 345 nucleotides. The record is from the annotation of a GenBank genome assembly. Lineage: Eukaryota; Metazoa; Rotifera; Eurotatoria; Philodinida; Philodinidae.